Messenger RNA from Schistocerca cancellata (South American locust), 2110 nucleotides. RefSeq names its product cystathionine gamma-lyase (gene Cth). The transcript has 8 exons. Gene Ontology annotation, molecular function: cystathionine gamma-lyase activity; pyridoxal phosphate binding. Gene Ontology annotation, cellular component: cytoplasm. Lineage: Eukaryota; Metazoa; Arthropoda; Insecta; Orthoptera; Acrididae. Gene Ontology annotation, biological process: transsulfuration. The coding region runs from base 190 to 1371 and encodes 393 amino acids. The record is from RefSeq and is a predicted model, not a curated record.
UUGUAGAAACCAGUGGGCUUCGGUGAACAUCUGUCUCGCAUGCGAGUCGCGCUCUGAUUGGACGCAUCCCCACCAAGAGGAUAUAGUGUCAGCUGUAUAAAUUGUUCGAAUGAUCGGCACAUGUCACGUGAAGAAGUAGAAGGAAUCACUUGUUUUCACAGAGGAACCAGUGACUGUUAAUAGUACACAAUGUCUGCAGCAGGAUUUCUACCGAACGAUUCUUCCUUUGCAACGAGAGCAAUUCAUGAUGGUCAAGAUCCGGAAAAAUGGUCCUCGCACUGCAUGAUACCGCCAAUAGUUAUGUCAACUACUUUCAAACAAUCAGAGCCAUGUGUAUUUAAGGGAUAUGACUAUAGUCGCAGUGGAAAUCCAACAAGGGAUGUUCUCGAAUCUUGCCUAGCCUCUCUAGAUGAUGCUAAGUAUGGCCUGGCAUAUGCUUCAGGACUUGGAGCAACUACUACUGUUAUUCAUCUCCUCAAUGCUGGUGAUCAUUUUGUUGCCAUGGAUGACUUGUAUGGAGGCACAGUUAGAUACUUCAACAAGAUUGUGAAGAGAAUGAACAUAAAUGUCACUUAUGUUGAUGGCUCUGACCAUAAUAAGAUAGAGGCAGCAAUAAGAGACAAUACAAAGUUAAUCUGGAUAGAAACUCCAACAAAUCCUUUACUGAAAGUGGCCGAUAUUAAGAAGAUAUGUGACAUUGCACACAAGAAAAACAUUCUAGUUGCUGUUGACAAUACAUUUUUGACUCCAUACUUUCAAAGACCAUUGAACUUGGGUGCAGACAUGGUUGUCUAUUCCUUGACCAAAUAUAUGAAUGGCCACUCGGAUAUAAUAAUGGGAGCAGUGACCACAAAUAAUCAAGAAGUGUAUGAGAACCUUAAAUUCUUGCAGAAAUCCAUGGGUAUUGUUCCUUCUCCAUUUGAUUGUUAUUUAGUGAACAGAAGUUUAAAAACUUUGCACAUAAGGAUGAAAGAACACAUGGCAAAUGGCCUGGCAGUUGGAAAAUUUUUAGAAAGCCAUCCUUUAGUUGAAAAGGUUAAUCACCCAGGCCUGCCAGCGCAUCCACAGUAUGAACUGACACUGCGACAGUGCCAUGGUCACAGUGGGAUGAUGUCAUUUUAUAUAAAAGGUGGCCUAAAAGAAGCUAAGCGUUUUCUGAGUGCUCUAAAAGUCAUCACUUUAGCAGAGAGUUUAGGUGGAUUUGAAAGCUUGGCUGAAAUUCCCUCCCUCAUGACACAUGCUUCUGUCCCACCAGAGCAGAGAGAGAAACUUGGAAUUACAGACAAUCUGAUACGUUUAUCAGUUGGCCUCGAGUCCUCAGAAGACCUAAUAAAAGAUUUAGAUCAAGCUCUUCAGGCCAGUGCAAAAUGAAGGGACCACUCCAUACGAUGUUUGUCAAAGUCAAUUUUUGUGAGAAAAAAAGUAACAAAAUAAAAAGUGCCAUAUUUUUAGUGGAUUCAUAUUAUUACAGAAACCAAAAUGCUAAAUUGUUAUUUCAUUUGGAGAAGAAAGCUCUGAUGAAGACAGUCAAUACAGAGCGAAUGAGAACACGGUGCUAAAACAAAGGAUCUGUAUUUGGAAGGGCAGGUGUUCUACUUUUGCCCUCCCCUUCCAAAUCUAGUCGUCCACAUUUAACUUUCCAAUGUAGUUCCUUCCAAAGGAAACGACCAGUUUCUCCACCAUUCUACCCCAAUACGAGCUUGUGCCCACUCUUCAUUAUCAUCCUGUUGUUAACAAGACAUUAAAAUCAGAUCAUCGUUCCUUACCAUAAACAAAAUUCAGCAGACAUCUAGUACAGGCAUCGCUCAUUGUGUGGAGAGAUCCCACCUUUAUGAUCCACUGCAUUCAUGUUUUACACUAUUACAGAAACGUGAUACUUGACUGGCUUGGUUGAGCGUUUCCAUCUUUGGCUUCCCAAUCAUUUGUUGAUUAGUCUAUUGCAGCAGUGUGAAUGUCAGAAAAAGCAAGGUAUUCUACAUUCAAAUAUGGGGAGUGUAUCGUAUUACAUUUAUGUUGCUACACAAACUACAAAAAAAUAUUAUACUGAAAUAAUCUCUUCUUACCAGAGCUGUACCAAAACUGAAUAAAAAAAAUAAAAAAUAAAAAACAA